GUCGGUCCUUCGCAAGAAGCCAAGUAACUUGUCUCGUAUAUAUCUAUCUUAUUGUUUUUCUCUCUGGUGGACCAGAGAAAAUCACAAGCAGCUACAGGUCUUACUCGACACAGAGAGAGAGAUGGCGGUUCAAAGCAAUGGAAAAGCAAACUCUUUGAUCAAGAUUCCUGAGAUAAAGUUCACGAAGCUAUUCAUCAAUGGAGAGUUCGUUGAUUCCAUUUCAGGAAGGACAUUCGAGACCAGAGAUCCAAGAACAGGGGAAGUGAUAGCAAGGAUUGCAGAAGGAGACAAGAAAGAUGUUGAUUUGGCUGUCGAGGCUGCCCGUUAUGCCUUUGACCAUGGUCCAUGGCCUCGUUUACCUGGCUGUGAAAGGGGAAGGAUAAUGCUGAAAUUUGCAGAGUUAAUUGAGGAAAAUAUAGAAGAAUUGGCCGCCUUGGAAAGUAUUGAUGCUGGGAAACUCUUUGGAUUCGGCAAAACCGUUGAAAUUCCUGGAGCAGCAGAAACUCUCCGUUACUAUGCCGGUGCAGCAGAUAAAAUUCAUGGACUGACUCUAAAAAUGUCUAGGGAGCUUCAGGCAUACACACUGCGUGAACCCAUUGGUGUUGUAGGACUUAUCAUCCCCUGGAACUUUCCAUCUGUUAUGUUUUUCAUGAAGGUUAGCCCAGCAUUGGCUGCUGGGUGCACCAUGAUUGUUAAGCCUGCUGAACAGACACCUCUGUCAUCUCUCUAUUAUGCUCAUUUGGCCAAGCUGGCUGGUGUCCCUGAUGGCGUGAUCAAUGUUGUAACGGGGUAUGGACCUAUAGCUGGUGCUGCCAUUAGUUCUCACAUGGACAUCGAUAAAAUUAGUUUCACAGGUUCCACAGAUGUAGGACGUCUUGUAAUGCAGGCUGCUGCAAUGAGCAAUUUGAAACCUGUCUCACUUGAAUUAGGAGGCAAGUCUCCCCUCAUAGUAUUUGAUGAUGCAGAUGUUGAUAAAGCUGCAGACCUUGCUCUCCUUGGAAUUCUAUUUAACAAGGGUGAAAUUUGUGUGGCUGGUUCUCGUGUUUUUGUUCAAGAGGGGAUUUAUGAUGAAUUUGAGAAGAAGUUGGCAGAGAAGGCAAAAACAUGGGUGGUUGGGGAUCCUUUUGAUCCAACUGUUAAUCAAGGACCCCAAGUCGACAAGAACCAGUACGACAAGAUACUUUCAUACAUUGAGCAUGGCAAAAGGGAAGGCGCAACCUUGUUAACUGGUGGUAAGCCUUACGACAGAAACGGAUAUUAUAUUGAGCCAACAAUAUUUACCGAUGUUAAGGAUGACAUGAUAAUUGCAAAGGAAGAAAUUUUUGGGCCUGUUAUGUCACUUAUGAAGUUCAAGACUGUCGAAGAGGUGAUCAAGAGAGCUAAUGCAACAAAAUACGGCUUAGCUGCAGGCAUCAUGACCAAUGACUUGAACAUUGCCAACACCGUGUCAAGAUCAAUUCGCGCUGGUGUCAUCUGGAUUAAUUGUUAUUUUGCUUUCGAUAGGGACUGCCCUUAUGGAGGGUAUAAAAUGAGUGGGUUUGGGAGAGAUUAUGGAAUAGAAGCCCUUGAUAAGUAUCUUCAAGUUAAAGCUGUUGUAACUCCCAUCCAUAACUCUCCUUGGCUGUGAACGAGGAAAUGUAUUCCCCAUUAGUUAUUGUAUGCUACUUAGCUAUGCAUAUGUACUGUAUUGUCUUCCCUUCAACAUGGAUUUUUUUUUUAUUGUAAUAUUAUGUUUCAAUGGGGCAAAAGGAAAGAAAGAGAUCUGUUUUAUUCUAAAAGAA
Ilex paraguariensis (yerba mate) is the source of this 1781-nucleotide messenger RNA. Lineage: Eukaryota; Viridiplantae; Streptophyta; Magnoliopsida; Aquifoliales; Aquifoliaceae. The record is from the annotation of a GenBank genome assembly.